CACAAUACCCGGUUCUCAACAGAGUUAUUCAGACAUCUAUUCUCCCAAGUAGUUAUGAAGUUACUUACCAGUAAAUUAACAGCCCAAUGCUAAAUCAAUGGCUCAAAGUGAUUGUUUACACACACACUUAGAUAAAACACACACAAUUUUAAAAUGUCCAACAAAAAUAAAGGGCACUGACAAAGACAUUGAGGUCUAAUAAAGCACAGUGAUUAACAAUUAUUUAAACUACUGUCCAAAAGUCUUGUUUAAAAAAAUAUUAAUAAAAAAAGUCUAUUGCAGUGUUUCCAAAGAAUUAGUUUACAAUCCCAACCAUAUUUUUGUUAAUACAUAUUGAUAAACAGUAUAAAAGCAUUCAUUUUGAAAUCCAACAAUCCCACUUCACACACAAUAUACUGCAUUUAACUAUAAUUCUGAGUAAUGACUAAUAAAAUACGUUCUCAUGUACCCUUUGUCUUUCUCUCUUCUGCAGCAUGGAAACUUCACCACCAACCACAGGCCUUUUGAAAUGUUUGUGUGUUGCAACACGCAUUCACAGAAGAGCACUGAGUUACUCCACUAUUGGAAUGAAAAUAGAAAUUUCAAAAACAAAGACGGAGACCAUUUCCGCUCUUACUGAUGGGGUGAUCUGUUACCUUAAUAAAAAAGAGGGAUCAACCCCAGAAUUCGAGGAAGGGGUGAGUUACAUCCUCCAGAAGCAUACCCUCUCCAACAAGUUCGGGCAGAUGUACCUGUUUGUGGGACCAGGCAGUUUAAAAUUUAAAACAACGCCACACAACUUCUCUGAAGCUGCACAGACAUCUGCCAAGGAGGCACUCUGUCCUCCUUCACCAGAGAUGACUGGUGGUGAACCAGACAUUUUUUCCAGGGGAGGACACAUCAGCCUUAGGGGACAAAUAACAGAAUUCCAUGGGGUGAGGAUGACAAGGGCAAGAGUGCCAAUAGUGGACCUAAAAAUAAAAUGCCUGGAGGGGACCUUCAGUGUUUCACUGUGGAGGGAGGCAGCUUUGACUGAGCUUUUUGUUGGUGAUGAGGUCCUCAUCACCCACCUACGUCCCUGCGUCCAGGAAACAGGAACUGGAAAGUUCCAUUCUUCAAACUACACAACUGUGGAGAUCGCAGAAGGCCAGAUGCAAGAAACGGUCGUUGAAGUGAUCGGGGUGUCCAACGUCAAUCACACUUGCCACUUCCUCGGAAGUGACAGUCAAGUAUAUGUGGUUCCUCAGAUCGUUUUUGCAGGAAACCCUGAUGACCUUAUUGCCAGGCUCCCACUGCAUUUGUCCUUAAAGCAUGUCAACAGGCGUGUGUUUCAAAUUAGUGAAGUUUCUGAGUAAUUUUAUUUAACUUUACAAUGUUUUUUUUUUUUUGUUUUGUUUUUUUAAUAAUCACUAGUCAAUCUUUUCUACUUCUGUUCUGUUCUACUUCUGUUCUACUUUAUUAAUUGUACAGUUUAGUAAGUUCACAAGUAAAACAUGAAAUGUGUUUUACAAAAAGUGUUGUCUUGUCUAUCA
This is a messenger RNA of Danio rerio (zebrafish), 1511 nucleotides long. The record is from RefSeq and is a predicted model, not a curated record. NCBI's taxonomy places the organism in Eukaryota, Metazoa, Chordata, Actinopteri, Cypriniformes, Danionidae.